This is a messenger RNA of Rodentolepis nana, 732 nucleotides long. Lineage: Eukaryota; Metazoa; Platyhelminthes; Cestoda; Cyclophyllidea; Hymenolepididae. The record is from the annotation of a GenBank genome assembly.
AUGUCACAUUAUCGGUUUAGAUGUUCAGAACUUUCUCAUGAAAUCGCUCAAUUUUUUUCGCAUCGUCAAAUUUCUUCAUCUAUGUCCUCAUCUAGUUUGAAACCCAUUACAUCAGAUCUUAACCUGAAAUCAGUGCUGGCAAAAUGUCUCAUAUCAAGGUGGGCUUCAAAGCCAGACAAGCUUAUCAAUCUCCUAUAUUGUCUCAAAUUUUUAUGCAACGUUGGGAGACAUUUUUACAGAGGUCCUAAAUCAAAUUUGUGGAAAUUGAGUUCUUUUGGAGACUCAAGGAGAACUUUUGGGUGCAGAAUUGGUUCAAAUGUGCGGUGUGAAAAAACCGCUCCUCACCAGUUGAAGGCCAUUUUUGAAUUCGCUGAUCGACUAUCGAGAGGCAUUUUGAGUGAUCUUCAGACAUCCAUGGGCACUACGUUCGAAUCAGAGUUAAAUAACCCUUGUACAGCUCCUUGUACUUGUAAGGCUACUCGUCGUCGCUAUUAUACUAGUGCCGCGCCAGAAAUAGAAAAUGCGGCUGAACGUCUGGAGCAGAGCAUUAUGCGUGAGGCCCUAAUCUUUCUUCAUCGUUUGUGGCAUUUCCAAAAUCAUCGAGAUCAUUAUGGGAACUCCCUCAAUACGCUCUCCUCACAGCAAAGUCAAUCAAACUCCAAAUUGCUCACCAAAUUCUCUAACGAUAUUGCAUCUCAAAUCAUGAAAGAGACGUCAUGUCGAAUUGAUUAA